AGUUAUUGUUUUGCCGUCAAGCGACUCGCGCCGCUUUGGAAAAUCCGUUCAAAAUUUAAAACGACAUCAAGAAUUUCUGAAAAAGUCAAACGCUAUCAUCCCCGUCCAUUUGUAAUAUGUAAUCGUGGGUGCUUCGUGCCGCAUGCCACAACGUUGACCGCUCAACUGUGGCUACUGAUUCAUAAAUUAAUUAUCACCCACACACAAAGUCUAUAAAGCCCAAUCAUGGGUCGUUGUUUUAAUCACAAAUUCGUGCUCAAUUUUUGCAAUCUAUUGUUUUUGCUCUGCGGCAUGCUACUUAUUGUGGCAGGUUGCUAUCUCUACACAGACAACAAGCGGAUUCUGCUCUCCCGCCUCCUAGCUGCGCCCAGCGAGCAGUUGAACUCAUUGCCCCAACCAUUGCUCUACUACAUCUCGCUGGGAUUGGCCAUUGCCGGAUUUGUGGCUGUCCUCGCAUCCAUGCUGGGCUUCUGGGCCAGUUGCCUGCACACCUAUUGUUUCCUCAGCGUGUAUUUCCUCUGCGUUGUGGUGCUGCUGCUUGCGGAGUCAGUGAUUUGCUUGGCCAUCACGCUGUGGCCUCACUGCCUGGGCAUCAGCUUGGAUGAGGGGCAGAUGGUGAAGGCGCUGCAGCGCAACUAUGGUGUGCCUGGCCAGGAGCAGUUCACCAAUGCCAUGGACUUGGCGCAAACACGUUUCGGUUGCUGUGGCAUGCGCAGCUCCCUCGACUACGACACUUCACUGUGGCGCCUCCAAAGCUACGGACAACGCAAUUGGCCAGUUCCUUUGAGCUGCUGCGUCCUCGCCAAUGCCCCACAACCGCUGGCCUUUCUCGAUCCCAAGCCAGCGAAUGAAUCACAGUGUCAGUCACUCGAGCGUCCGGUUUACGAGCGUGAACGCUACACAGAAGCCUGCCUGGAGCACUUGGAUUCCUGGUAUCGUGAGCAGUACAGCAUCUUUCUGAUCGCCAGUCUCGUUCUGGCGCUGGUCGAGUUCAGUGUGCUCCUGGGCAUCAUUCUCACCUGCACGGGCAUCGCCUCGCGCCGUGCUAGACUGGACAGCAGCUCGCAGGCAGCUGGAGGAUUCAGCCAGAAGGCCCGACGACGUGGCACAGCGAAGUCGAGGCAGGCGCUGGUCGAUAACAUCUACGAAUCGGAGGUGCAACUGCGUGGCAAUGCUCAAGGCGGUGGCAUGUGUCUUGGUGCGGCCAGCAGACAUGUGAGCAGCGAGGACUUCAAGGAACUCUAUGUGCAGCCGAGAGAUCUCUACAAGCAGCGACACAACACGACCUUCAAGCCCAUUGCCAGUGAUUAUCAGACGCCAACGCGCAGUUACUUGGUUUAGUUCGUUGGCGUUGCAGCUGUUGGCCACCAGCGAUAUAGGUUCAUCUGAGUAAUCAACAGCACAAAUAGACACAAAAUAGAAACCAAAGUAUUAAAACAAAAAAAUUAAAGCACUUCAACUUAUACGUUAAAUAUAGACAACUAAAUUAAGCAUAUACAUGAGUAAAGAAAAUGAAAUGCAACAAGGAACUUUACAAUUAUAUACACUAGAAUGGCACUGGAUAUCGAACUGUCAGUGGAUUAAUAUGCCAUCAUCCUCAUCACUAGAAUCUUCGAUUACAUGAAUGGCACGUCGUCGCUUUGGCACAACUCUGCCCACUAUCGGAGCUGCAGCUGCUCCACGUUUUAGCAGCCGUCGCUCACGUCGCUCCUCCU
Molecule: messenger RNA, 1715 nt
Organism: Drosophila sulfurigaster albostrigata
Lineage: Eukaryota; Metazoa; Arthropoda; Insecta; Diptera; Drosophilidae
Gene: Tsp68C
Product: tetraspanin-11
Exons: 3
Coding region: 226-1341 (371 amino acids)
Cellular component (GO): membrane
Source: RefSeq, a predicted model, not a curated record